AAGCAGACCUCAUAGGAACUCAGAACAAGUAGGAGAAAAGAUUUUUAAAUUUUUUUUUUUUGCCUUGUUCUUUUUCUUUUCAAAGAUGAACCUAACUGCACUCAAAGCUUUCGUGGGCUUGCUCUGGAAUUGCUGGGUUCUGGUGGGUCACGCACAGGGAGGUUUAGGAGACAAUCAUGUCCAUUCGAGUUUUAUUUACAGGAGGCUGCGGAACCAUGAGAGAAGGGAGAUUCAGAGAGAGAUUCUCUCUAUCCUGGGUUUACCUCACAGACCCAGACCGUUUUCACCAGGAAAGCAGGCUUCUUCUGCACCCCUCUUCAUGCUGGACCUGUAUAAUGCCAUGACAAAUGAAGAGGAUACUGAGGAGCUGGAGUAUUCACUGAAGGGAUCAAUGGCAGGGGAGAGCAGAGGGACACGGAAAGGAUACCCUGCCUCUCCAAACGGAUAUUCACGGAGAAUACAAUUAUCUCGCAUGACCCCCCUGACCACACAGAAUCCUCCUUUAGCCAGCCUGCACGACACCAACUUUCUGAAUGAUGCUGACAUGGUCAUGAGCUUUGUCAAUUUAGUUGAAAGGGACAAGGACUUCUCUCACCAGCGGAGGCACUACAAAGAGUUUCGCUUUGACCUUACUCAGAUCCCGCACGGCGAGUCAGUGACAGCAGCCGAAUUCCGCAUAUACAAAGAUCGAAGCCACAACCGCUUUGAGAAUGAAACCAUUCAGAUUAGCAUUUAUCAGAUCAUCAAGGAGUAUCCAAACAG
Merops nubicus (carmine bee-eater) is the source of this 762-nucleotide messenger RNA. Its product is annotated as bone morphogenetic protein 5-like. Gene Ontology annotation, cellular component: extracellular region. The record is from RefSeq and is a predicted model, not a curated record. Gene Ontology annotation, biological process: SMAD protein signal transduction. Gene Ontology annotation, molecular function: cytokine activity. The transcript has 2 exons. The annotation marks the transcript as partial. Lineage: Eukaryota; Metazoa; Chordata; Aves; Coraciiformes; Meropidae.